CCGGCGCGUCGUUUCCAUGACGGCGAGGAAGCGGCGCUGGCGGGAUGUACCGGCGGGAGAAGAGCGUCCUGCUGAAGGGCAGCAGCUCGGCCCUCUACAACAACCUGAGCGUGCUGCCCCUCCCGGCCAAGCAGCUCACCUACUUCGCCACCGUGCACGGCAGCACGGUGAACCUGGUGAGCGUCUCGGCGGACGGGCUCAGCUUCUCGCACCGCCAGCUGCAGGCCAAGGAGGGCAGCCUCGGCAUCGGCACUUCCGUCAUCACCCAGGCAACUUGGUGUGUCCUCCCUUCUCGGAUCCUCUUGGUGCUGACAUCGCAGAAAGGUAUCCAGAUGUACGAGUCAGAUGGAUCCAUUAUGGUUUAUUGGCAUGCUCUGGAUGCCACGGAGUCGUCAUCAGGACAGGCUGUGUUUGCACGUGGGAUUGCAGCCACUGGCCAGCGCUUUGUGUGUGUGGGGACAUCACAAGGGUGUGUCCUUGUCUUUGACAUCCCCUGCAAGGGCACCAACAUCACCCUGAGCGAGGUUCUGGAAGAGCAUCGUGGUGCCAUCACAGAUGUUGGUGCGGAGCUCUGUGAGCAGCCGGAAGGAAGCAUCGACCUCGUGACUGCUGAUGACUUCGGAGUGUUGUGUGCCUGGCGGUCUGGGGAAGAAUUCCGGCUGGUCUCCAAAAUCCCAGCUUCUGGGUGCACCUGCUCCUCGGUGAAGCUGUGGAAUGGGGUGGUCGUUGCUGGUUACGGCAAUGGGCAGAUCCGUCUGUAUGAAGCCGCGAGUGGCACCCUCCGAGCUGCAGUGAGUGCUCACGCACGCUGGAUCUGUGCCUUGGACCUGGCACCACUUUCGGGGAAGUUGCUGUCUGGGGCUGAGGACUCCUUUGUGGAGGUCUGGGGGCUGACUUAUGAUUCAGCCACUGAGGACAUUGAGAUCAAGCACUGCCAGACGGAGUGCGUGAUGGACACCCAGCUCUGCGGGGCCCGCUUCUGUGACCCUGCAGGCAGCACCUUCGCUGUCACCGGCUAUGACCUCAGCGAGAUAAUCCGCUAUGUCCAGCUGUAGCCCCUCCUGGGCUCCCAGGGGGCCAUUGCGGGUGCAGGAAUGGCGGCUCACACUGUACCCUCCGGGGCUACGCUUGCUCUUCUCUCAGCUGCUCUUGCAGGUCCUGCUAGGGGCUGCCCAAGUUCCUCCCUGCCCAGCGGCACCCUGGCAUCCUUGGGGAAGUGAACUGGCUGGAGGGAGCGCAAAGCUUGGCCUCACGUGGAUCCCCUGUGCAGCCAUAGCCCUGGAACAGGAGUGUGCCGCUUGCUGUUUAGUUGGAGCCCCCCCCCCAUGCUUGCUCAUUCAGAGACAGAGGUUCCAAUGUAGCUGACUGCUGUCUUUGCCAGAAGGAAUUUCAACGAAAGGGGGGAACUGGGUCUUUGUGCUGAGCUCCUGUCUUGCAAGGUAAUAUAUGUAUGUGUAUAUAUAUAUACGUUAUAAAUGGCUUUUCUGGAA
This is a messenger RNA of Eublepharis macularius, 1490 nucleotides long. RefSeq names its product WD repeat domain 54 (gene WDR54). Gene Ontology annotation, molecular function: protein binding. Bases 45 to 1055 code for a protein of 336 amino acids. Lineage: Eukaryota; Metazoa; Chordata; Lepidosauria; Squamata; Eublepharidae. The record is from RefSeq and is a predicted model, not a curated record. The transcript is spliced from 10 exons.